UCGACGAUUGGCUGGAGCCAAGCUGGGGCGCGGUCCGCGAUUGAUCACGCAACCGCUAUAUCGUCCCAUUCGAAUAUUACCGCGGUGUUGCAUCGCCUCGCGGUAGUGCGUCAAAUCAGCGACAAGAAGUUCGUGGGUUCCACAUUUUUAUUCGCAAAUUCUCUUCGGAAGCAACAAAGCGAGUCAUACGCUUGUGAGGCUUAAGUCGAAACCGGUCGAGUAUACGUUUCGGUGUUUUAAGUAGAGUAAAAAAAAAGAGAAAAGAAAUCAGUUGAAUUUCGCGCCGCCAUCAUGGUAUGUUCUAUCGAUGAUAUUGCUGACGAGCUGCCGCCGGAACAAAUUGCCGUUCUGCGCAAAGCCUUUGACAGUUUCGACAGUGGGAAGAACGGCAGCAUCUCCACUGAAAUGGUAGCCGAUAUCCUUCGGCUAAUGGGACAACCAUUUAACAAGAAAAUCUUGGACGAGCUCAUCGAUGAAGUCGACGCUGAUAAAUCCGGGCGGCUCGAGUUUGACGAAUUCGUCACGUUGGCAGCAAAGUUUAUCGUUGAAGAAGAUGCGGAGGCACUGGAAAAAGAGCUACGAGAGGCUUUUAGACUUUAUGACAAAGAAGGUAAUGGUUACAUCCCAACGACGUGCCUACGUGAAAUCUUAAGAGAAUUGGACGAUCAAUUGACGAAAGAGGAAUUGGACAUGAUGAUCGAGGAAAUCGACUCUGAUGGCUCCGGUACAGUCGAUUUUGACGAGUUCAUGGAGAUGAUGACCGGCGAAUAAUUAUCUUGAAUGGUGAACUACUUUUGGAUUUAAAGACAUUUGCAAUCCAUGCAAUCAUAUCUUGAAACUAAUCAUUCACGUGUUUAUAAAGGAUCAAUGCAUAUUGAUUUUAUUCGUCCAGAGAUGUUUUUUUCUAUUUUAUGAUUAGAGUCUGGAAAGUAAAUUGCCAUGUGUCGAAUCGAAUAAAUUAUUUUCUGCUUUUAUACACAGUUAAAAAAAUAGUGUUAAAUUUAACAUAAAUCACAUGUCCCAGACGGUCCACUCAAAAUUUUGUGUUAAUGUAACAUAAUUUGGAUAUGUUAAAAGAUAACAUUAAUACUGCGUUAAUAUUUCAACAAAGAAGAAAUGUAAUCUUGAUUUAAAAUUACUUAAUGGGUAUACAAUUAACAUAAUUUUUAUGACGAAAUUAACAGAAAAAUACUAAAAAAAAGUACGGUACAGUUAUCCCCAUUCCUGUUAGUGUAACAUCAAUACUCUUUUUCUGUACAUUUUAACAGAUACAAAAUGUAAAAUUAUAAAACUGAUUUGAAAAAUGUUCAAGUAACACAAUUAAAAUAC
Molecule: messenger RNA, 1329 nt
Organism: Solenopsis invicta (red fire ant)
Lineage: Eukaryota; Metazoa; Arthropoda; Insecta; Hymenoptera; Formicidae
Gene: TpnCI
Product: troponin C, isoallergen Bla g 6.0301
Exons: 6
Coding region: 292-771 (159 amino acids)
Molecular function (GO): enzyme regulator activity; calcium ion binding
Source: RefSeq, a predicted model, not a curated record